Molecule: messenger RNA, 189 nt
Organism: Penicillium argentinense
Lineage: Eukaryota; Fungi; Ascomycota; Eurotiomycetes; Eurotiales; Aspergillaceae
Exons: 1
Coding region: 1-189 (62 amino acids)
Source: RefSeq, a predicted model, not a curated record
AUGGGUGCCUGGUAUACACGGCCACUCGAAUGGGUCGGCACUCGGCGAUCAAAGUCCAAGAGCCGCAAUUACUGGAAGCGAGUAAGGGCGCGUGAACGCGAGCUCCGUCGGCAGCAGAAUGGUGAGGCUACGCAUGAUAAGAAGUGGUAUUUUGAUCCGUUUAAUCGAUUGAAUACGCGGUGGAAGUGA